This is a messenger RNA of Moesziomyces aphidis, 639 nucleotides long. NCBI's taxonomy places the organism in Eukaryota, Fungi, Basidiomycota, Ustilaginomycetes, Ustilaginales, Ustilaginaceae. The record is from the annotation of a GenBank genome assembly.
AUGCUGGUCACGUGCCAACACUUUCGCCAAGGUAGAGCUCGGCCGAGGUCUGAUUUGGCAGGAAGCACCUCGCGCCGGGCUGGAUCCAAAAUUCCGACUGCUGGCCAGAAUCCACACAGCCUGGCCAAGACGGCUCCGGGGCGUCGCGCAGGUCUGGCAAUCGAGAAGACUCGAAGUCUACAGGAGCGUACAGACAGCUGGAGUCGGAGACAGCUGGGUGGAGCUGGCAACGCUCGAACAUGCGGGCGGCCGCGCCGUGCGGAGGCCACCAAGGCGCGUUGCUCGCCAUCCGAUCCUCCUUCUGCUUCUACAGGAACACCUCACCACAUACAGAGAUCCGUCAAGAUGCCCCAGCAGAUUACCGACAUCAAGAAGUUCCUUGAGAUUGCUCGCAGAAAGGACGCCUCGGCGGCCCGCGUCAAGAGCACCACCCGUGCCGACGGCAAGCAGGUCACCAAGUUCAAGAUCCGCUGCUCGCGCUUCCUCUACACCCUCUCGGUUGACGACAAGCAGAAGGCUGAGAAGCUCAAGCAGUCGCUUCCCCCUGGUCUUAACGUUGUCGAGAUCGGCAAGCCCGUCAAGGGCCGCAAGCCCGAUCGCUCGUUCGCAUCCUCCUACACCACCAUCAUCCCAAAAUAA